AUGCUCGUGCUAGAGGCCGGACCCGAGUGUCUGCGAGCCGAGAUCGAGCGCCUUUCCCGGGAGCUGAGUGAGACCACCCAUGAGAAGAUCCAGGCGGCGGAGUACGGGCUGGCGGUGCUGGAGGAGAAGCAGCAGCUGAAACAUCAGUAUGACGACCUGGAGAUCGAAUACGAGACCGUGCGCCAGGAACUGGACAUGCUCAAAGAGGUAUGUUGUAGUCUUUUACCGGUGUGUAUUUACUGUAUGAAUUUGAAAUAUCAAUUUAAACUGCUAUAAAAUGCAUACAUUUUAUGUUUGGACAAAUUGUGUAUGCAUAUUUAUUAUUAAUGGCAACUGUAGGCCUAGCCUAAGAUACAGUAUGUCCUGAAAUUUAGUUUUGAAAAUAUCUAUUCUAUUCUGAUCAGAGCCCCAGUCCCGCAAGGUCAAAUGUAGGGGGAUGAGGGGAUGAUUAUGUAUUUGUAACUUUGCCUUAUGCUCUAUCAAUGAUUCCCCUCUGUGGGUGAAUUGAUAUUAUUGCCAUACUACCCCUUCUCUCUAGCUAUAGGCUUAGUAAUAUCGUGCCAAGCUGCUAUGGAAUUAGCUUUUUCUAAUUUAAGAUAUUGGGGUUAGAGACAAAUGCAUUCUGUUUUUCCAUGCCCAUACAGUGUUUGUUGUGUAUGGUCAUUUGCUGUGGGAUUUGAAAUGUGAAUUCAAAUAUACUGAACAAAAAUAUAAACGCAACAUGCAACAAUGUCAAAGAUUUUACUGAGUUACAGUUGAAAUAAAAUAAAUCAAUUGAAAUAAAUAAGGCCCUAUUCUAUGGAUUUCACAUGACUGGGAAUACAGAUAUGCAUCUGUUGGUCACAGAUACCUUUAAAAAAAAAAAAAGGUAUGGGCGUGGAUCAGAAAACCAGUCAGUAUCUGGUGUGACCACCAUUUGCCUCAUGCUGCGCGACACAUAUUCUUCGCAUAGAGUUGAUCAGACAGUUGAUUGUGGCCUGUGGAAUAUUGUCAUUUUCAGCUUGCAUGAAUUGCGUACAGAUCUUUGCGACAUGGAGCUGUGCAUUAUCAUGCUGAAACAUAAGGUGAUGGCGGCGGAUGAAUAGCACAACAAUGGGCCUCAGAAUCUCGUCAUGGUAUCCCUGUGCGUUCAAAUUGCCAUCGAUAAAAUGCAAUUGUGCUCAUUGUCCGUAGCAUAUGCCUGCCCAUACCCCACCGCUACCAUGGGGCACUCUGUUCACAACGUUGACAUCAGCAAACCGCUUACCCACACGACGCCAUACACGUGGUCUGUGAUUUUGAGGCCAGUUGGAUGUACUGCCAAAUUCUCGAUGGUAGAGAUAUUAACAUUAAAUUAUCUGGCAACAGGUCUGAUGGACAUUCCUGCAGUCAGCGUGCCAAUUGCACGCUCCAUCAAAACUUGAGACAUCUGUGGCAUUGUGUUGUGUGACAAAACUCCACAUUUUAAAGUGGCCUUUUAUUGUCCCCAGCACAAGGUGCACCUGUGUAAUGAUCAUGCUGUUUAAUCAGCUUCUUGAUAUACCACACCUGUCAGGGGGAUGAGUUAUCUUGGCAAAAGAGAAUUUGUGCAGAUAAUUUGAGAGAAAUAAGCUUUUUGUGCGUAUGAAAAAUUUCUGGGAUCUUUUAUUUCAGCUCAUGAAACAUGGGACCAACACUUUACAUGUUGCAUUUAUAUUUUUGUUCAGUGUACAUUGCACCGCUGAAAUAUUAUAGGCCUACUCCAACAAGGAUGAAGAUGAGUUAUCUGACAAAUGCUGAAAGUUCUAUCUUCACUAAUGGAUCUGAGUAAUGGUUAUCCACUGCCACCCUGUUUAUUAAUGUGUAACUAAUAAAGAAGUGGACAUUCACUCAAUUGCUCUUGGUUGAUAUAGUUUUAUCUCUCAUUUAAACACACAAAAGUCCUCUCUAAUGCCAAUUUUGACAAUACUCUUACUAAAGCAGUCUCUCAAACCAGAGGACCUUUAUUCUCUGGUGUUUCCAGUCUGGUUUGAAAAAGAGGCGGGCAUGUGGUUUUUGAAUUUUGAAAGUUCCCGCCUGAAAAAGAGGAAGGAUGAGUAACCUAUUCACAGAGGAAACUAAACGAGUUUCGACCAUUUAGGAAUAGGAGGAAUGUUGACUGUUAGUUAGGGCAGGGAGACAGGAUAAAGGACUGGCCUGUGUUUCCAAACUAUGAAAAGCCCUUUCCCACUUAAAUGUAACACGCCAGUCCUAGUUCUACCUUCCUUUUCCUGGCAGAGGUUUCAGCAGCCUUGUGAGUUUGAUUAGGAAAGAGGGAGAGCGGUUUAAGAAGUAGGUUAGGGAGUCAGUGGCCUGGAUGAGUCACUUCCUGCUAUGUGGAACCUAUCUCUGAGAUUUUACUUCCUUGUUACCUCCCACAUGACUAGAACAGACCAAUCAUCAUGGCUCAGUGGGCCGGGUACCUUAUGAUGACAGCUCCCUUGGGUCUGUAAAUAUGUGAGUGGGAUGAGGCAGAGAGCGAGAGGAAUGCUGAACAGAUAUGACGCAGUAAAAGCUUAAGGCCUCUCUCUCUCUCUCUCUCUCUCUCUCUCGCUCUCUUUCUCUCGCUCUCUUUCUCUCUUUCUCUUUCUCUCGCUCUCUUUCUCUCGCUCUCUUUCUCUCUCUCUUUCUCUCUCUCUUUCUCUCUUUCUCUCUCUCUUUCUCUUUCUCUUUCUCUUUCUCUUUCUCUCUCUCUCUCUCUCUCUCUCUCUCUCUGAGAGGAUUUCUUGGUGCUUUCUCAGCUGCCUCUGCUCUGUGUUCCCAUGCAUUCCUUUGGCCAGUAUCUCAGAAUAACAUGGAAACCUCCUGAAUAGAGGAAACAGACUGACAGCGAAAGAGCAACAAUAGGGUAAACUGAUUGCUUCAAGAUAAUUAUAGGGGUGCUUUUGUUUUUCUUCCGCUUUUCCAAGCAGACAAUUGUUUAAAAAAACAGCCUGAAUCAUUGCAUUUUUGUCUGACUUAAGAUGUUGGUGAUGACUCAUUGGGUAGUCACGGAAAAUUGUGUUUUGAAUGAACAAAUGUCUAAUAUCCACCGUUUGUUUGAGCGAUUCUGGUUUGAUGAUCAUUAAGACUUGUCCACCAGGAAAUCAGUUAAUUGUUUGUGGGGUUGCCAUUUGUGGGCCUAUUGUGGAUAUUGAGAUUUCCGUAGAGUCAUGCCUGGAUCCGUUUGCUAUGUGCCAAAUUGAAUUGAUUCUUUAAUUCAUUUUAAUGACUGCCCUCGAUGCAUAGCUGUGGGAAGUAGGUGCUUCAGCCCCCUGAAAAAAAACAUUUGAAAAAUACACCUUAUCUCAGUGGACGAUAUCCACAGAAAAUACAAUAAUACAAUACAAUAAGAACAAAACUUCAUAUUUCAUGUUAUACAGGAUGCCUGAAUAGAAUAAUCUGUAAUAGAAGAGGGAGAGAUGUUAUUCUGCUGAAACACACUAUUAACUCAGAUGGCCUCUAGAAGUACAGUGCACUCAUGUCGUUAUAGUACUAGGGUUGUCUGAAUUCAAAUAGCUAAUUUCUAUUUGCCUGCCACUGUGUGCUGAGUUAAGGGAGCGCUAUUAGCAGCAAUUAGUUUGCUUUGGCGACUGGUCAGAUGGUCUAGCUGACUUAUACAAACAGAAUGUUGGCUGUCUUUGUCUCUAGGGGUUGUUAGGACUGUUGGACUACUGUCUAGUCAGGUAAAUGUUGGAUGUCCAUUGUCUCUGGAGAUGGUUAUUACACAGUUGUACCUGGCUACUAUUUACACUGGUAAAUAACAUGUUUGGUUGUCCUUACUCUUUGGUUGUCCUCUCUGAGGACUUAGACAGCUCGGAAGAAAAGACCUGGGAGAUUUACACACCACUGUCUGUCCAACAUUGGCCCUGUCCAGAUGACACAGAUACUCCGCCUGUCUCUGCGUGGGCACAUCAUUCAUAUUUGUUGUGUGUUAAAAGGACAGUUGUUACUCUUUUGUCCCAAUCUGGGUGGGAAAAAGCAGGCCAGAAAUCAUUGGUGGCAGUGAGCAAAGUCCAGUUGCCCUUUAAACUGGAGUAGGUCUAACCCCGGGGGCAGGGAAGGACAAACCUGCAGAAGAGGACACACACACGCACACACACACACUCACACGCGCUAGUCAACACCACUUGGGAGGCAGUGCAAUAAGUUGGGGGAAUUCCUCUCUGUGCUGUUGCCUAGUAACAGCACAGAUCUUUGCCUUAAUUUGAGCAUCCGGCAUGCUGCCUUCCCAGCAGGUGUUACUACCAGUGUGACUGUGAGUGUGUGACUGAGGCUGCUGCUCUGCAAAUUAAGGCUUUAUGGCACAUAUAUAAUGAACCAUAAGAGACCAUCCUAUGGAUGGAUUUGAUAUUGUAUAUUCUGAGGAUAUUUUCUGUCUUUCUAUAGGUCCAUCCACUGAUUCUUUACAUGUUAUUUCCCUCAUGUUGUUCCAGGUUUUGUAGUAGCCAGUUUUCUAGGAAUCCUGCCAUGCUAAUUGCUAGUCGCCCUGACAUGCUGCUUCCAUACUAACAUAAUGCUCAGGCUUUAGAUUCCUACUGCUGGUAUAUUGUCAUUCCUUGGGUCUCACACCCUCCCAUUACAUGUUACUGUAACAUAAGGUCACAAUCUCUCUGUUUGGCUAUGCUUUGACUCUUGUCAUUGUUUGUGAGUGAGUGGACCGUUGGCAAGCUAACUUUUCCCUCCCCCAAUCUUACCCCACCUUUUAGGGGUAGAGAGUGCUUACUGUUUGGUGACUGUUGUGACCCAUUGAUAGCCCAUAAAGAGGGAGUUGCUCCGGCUAUCUUGGAUUAGAGUGUCCCUCUGUUGGCUUGUUAGGCCUACAUCCUGGGUCACUUGGCCCUGGCUCCUCUGAGGUGUCCUAGGGUGCUUCUCAAUAAUUUAAAAUGGAUUCCUUUCCUCGUUUCCUUUUGUUAAUCUCCUUAGUCUCCAAUGAUAACAUCCCUAUCAAAACACAAGGUAAACUUGCUGUCAAAGCGUAGGUUUAUAAGAGCAGGUUUAGCACAAUCCUCCUUAGUCCUAUAACGUGAUUAGGCUGCUAUACUCUCCACUUUGUGAUGAUAAGACUGUGGACUUUAACCUCUUUACCAUUAACAGUACAACUUCAAAUGACAUGUUAAUGAUAUUAUACUACACCUUCACCUUACCAGUUGAUGAUAUCACAGGUUUACAGACUAGAGCCCCCACAGCUGUUGUUUAUAUUCUUAAUUUAAACCACUCAGCAAUGACAUCAUGUACCACACCUUUCUUUAACUGUUCUUGUGACUCGUGGGAGAAGUUGUCCCCAACAACAGAUCCAGGAUUAGAUUUCUUUAACCCCAUAGUCUCGUGAUGCCUUCCUUCCAUGUUUCGUUCAUCACUGGGCUGGAAAUUGAGGUUUCCUCAAAACCCAUUUUAACCAUAACUAUUACAGGGAUGAAAAACAGUGAUUAGGUGCAACUUCACUGAGACUGUGGCAUAUCUGUCUUGUUGUGAAUGUUGAGGCUGGUGUUACACAACUAGGAUGCAAUAUUGCAUGUGACAUCAUCUCAAGCAACUGUUGCUGUUACAUGUAGCAAUUCUAAAGCUCCGGGCCUCUCUCAGGCCUGUGGAACCGAUUGUCACGAGGUUGACCGGGUGCCAUAAAGAUGACAGCAUUCUAAAAUUAUUAUGGGAGCAGACAACGGCCCCAUAGAACAAUCCAUAGCCUUCUCUUUCCACAUCUUUUUCUCUGUUUCUCUCCAAUGCUGGACCAAUGCUGUUAGUCAACACACACACACACUACUGUUGUCAUGACAAAGGCCAGUGUUCUCUGGCUUCUUGUGACAUUGUGGAGAGUGUCAGAGAACACACUAUAGCCAUUCAGUUAUGCACCCUCCCUCUCUCCCUCUUUUUCCUCACUCCCUCGCUCUCCAGCAACUGGGCAUCAGACUGUGGAAUUCUCCCUGACAAUCGGAGGCUAUAACACAGUUAAGCUCAGAAGAACUGGGCACUCUGUACUCGGCUCGCUGGCCUUUGUGUGCCUGAGCCUGGUGGGGUUAACAGGUCUUGAGUGUCACAGAUGAAGGGAGCGUUAAACGCUCCCAGAACACAGAGGGAUGACAGGAGAGAUUGAGAGGGGUCCCAUUGUGGCCAUAUUUGAAAGGACUGGUCACUUUUGUCCCUUUUUAAAUGCCAUAUCACUGAAGCACAUAUCUAUAUGUCCUUUAACAAAGAUGUUUGGUGUGACUUUAAACCCCUCCACUGUGUUCGUUGUGUCAAAGACCUAGGAUUAGGGCUGUUGCGGGGACCGUAUUACCGCCACACCGGCGGUCAUGAGUCAUGAAGGCAGUCAAAUUCCACGUGACCGUUUAGUCAUGGUAAUUAGGCUUCUCCAAGCUCUGAUGCUACUGAUGGUCAUUAGAAGCCUACCAAACGUGCUAACUGCCUGGUACUCAGCACUCUAUUGUCCCUCUAAUCACUCUGACAUCAAUGCAAAUGAAAUCGAAAAUCUAAUCAAACACUUCAUUAGAGCUCAUGAGCUCAUGUUGCGGAACAUUUCAAUAGGCUAUGCAAUUGCGAGAAAACAAAGUGAUGGCCUCUAUUAAAAAGAGGAGGAUCCCAUCAGCUUUCUAUAGGCUAGCCCUACUAUAUUUAUUUCUCAACUUUCCUAAUAUUAAGCAAAUAUUAAGCACAUUGCUUAUCUUUACAACAGGAGUAUAACCUACCUGGCUGGCAUGAAAAUAAACCACAAGAAAAGUGUCCUCCAUUCGCUAUUUAAGUGCAGAGAUGACAUGUAUUUUUCCCCCUGCCCCUGUUUGGUCCAUUCUAAAUCAAAACAAAUUUCACACAUAUGUUAUUUAGUUUAUGUAAAGACAAUAUUAAAUCAAGACUAGUCUGAUGGGGGACAAUAUUAGCCUAUAACUUGUGAAUGAUGCCCAGCAUAAGAAACAAUGCCUUUUUUGUGUGACCUUUUUGAUUCAUAAUCGCACACCUCAUGUAGCCUAGCCCAUAGGCCUAUAUGUUUUGAUAAGGUUUGUAUCACAACUAAAGUGGCCAAAUAACUUCUUAAUAUUAAGCACAUUAUUCCACUUUAUAAGGGGUGUAGAGUCUAACUGGCAUACAUAAGCAGCGCGUGAAUUUCAAGUUUGGGGAAGAUAAUUUUCACCAUAAAUGCACCUUUAUAAUAAAAGCAUUACAUGCAUAAUCUGAUUUUUAGUCACUUUUGAUAAUGGUUUUUUCCGCUAAUGGAACAUUCGCGCUUAUAGCCUACUACCAUGUGCGCAUUGCUGCGCUUAUAAUGUGAAGAAAUAGCCAAAUAGUUUAUCUACAUUUUAAGCUAAACGUUCUGAUCUGUUGUGUCAGCCUCAUUGCGUAAAAACGUUUUUUUGAUGCUAGUGGUUGUAUUAAUUUGGGAUCUAUCGCAUCCCACAACUGUCCCAGACUAUGUUUGGAAUAUUUAUUCCUCGCACAGAAUAGGUCGACUUUUGUACUAUCGGGGAUAGUAGACUGACAUAGGCUAGUGGUUUUGCUGUUCGUUAGGCCUACUCAUCUUGUUGGCUGAUGAAAAGUAAAUGUGGACAGUUCUUCCAAUAUCUUCAAUAUGCACCUCGGAAUUGGAUAAGGACGCGCGCAGUUGCGUCCCCGAUGUGUCGGUCUUCACUUGUAGCCUGUGGGAAAGACCCGAUCACGUGAUGGAGAGCCGUGUAAGUGAGAUGAGGUGCUUCGGAGCAGGCAGCAUUCAGCAUUUAAUAGAGCUCAUGCCUUUCAAGUGACUUUUUUCAAAUCAUCAUAAGAGUCCCAUCAUGCAGCCUUACAAUGUAUUAAAAAUCAAAACAUAUAACCCAACGUUUUUAGAACAACUAAAGUUACAUUAAUAACUCUAAAUUAAGAAUAUCAGAGUACCUCUUUCUUUGUUAAACGCUCAACCCAGAAUAGACUCCUUCAAAUCGUUUGGAGAAAAUAUCCUUUCUAUUUUAUUCAGUUAUGUUCAAUAGUAUUCUUCAUACUAUAAAACAAUAUAAAAUAAUGCCACGGAAUUCUAAGCAAAUCUUGUCUGCUAAAUGAACUAGAGUAGCCCACAGCCAUAUGGCAUAGCCAGAUCAGGGCCUAACAUAAGGACAACUCAGAGUAUGCUAUUCUGUUCUUCUGAAAUAGACUACAUUUUCUUCAUAUCGUGUUUCUUUAGACCUGUCUAAAAUAAAUAAUGCAUUUAUUGUGAAGGUGUAGGCUAUAUUACAUGGAUUUAUUAGACUUUUUUAAAUGUAGAUGUUCCAAAGGUCUGCAUGUGUGGAAGCCGGGAGAUGCUAAUUACGGGUCAAUUACCGUGAGACCGACAAUUAUUUGGUUGACAAUCACCGGCUGACCGCCACAGCUCUACCUAGGAUCCCGUAUAAGGGAAGAGAUGUCCUAAAGUAAUUCUCAGUUUGGUUGUUGUAGUCCCACAGUUGGAUUAGGCUCUAGUAGUAGGGGGUGUUUGUCUGGGGUGUUUGCCCCAAUAUGGAGCCUUGAUAGUGGGAUUGGUCAGUGAUGGACAGGGCCUCCCUCCCUGGAGCUACCAGACCAUGUGUGUUUGAUGUGGAUGCUUCACUUUGGGAUCCAUCCACCCCUCCCCAUUUUGUUUUACAGUGUAUUUUAACUGUUCCUUUCAUCUGUGGCGGCACUGUGCCGGACGCCCGCUCCGCAAUUAAGGGCUAAUCUUUUCUAAAUGGCACUAAAUAAAGUCCCAAAUCCCCUCCCUUCUGGGUCUAAGAGGAUGAAUCCCAGCCGCUGUGCUCAGGGCUUAUGGAUGUCUGGGAGCCAGGCCAGGGCACAGCGACACUCGGAGCUCAGCCCAGGGAAAAGAGCGCCUGCCUGGGUGCUGCUGCCCUGACGCUCCCCUGUCCUCCCCUGCCUGAUGCUCUACCGGCACUGGUUCCCUACUAG
This is a messenger RNA of Coregonus sp. 'balchen', 8859 nucleotides long. The record is from the annotation of a GenBank genome assembly. NCBI's taxonomy places the organism in Eukaryota, Metazoa, Chordata, Actinopteri, Salmoniformes, Salmonidae.